AGAGGCUGGGCUGGGCCAGGGCAGGGCAGCCGAUGGAGAGCAGAUCUGAGCACCCAGCCACCUUCACGCCACCGCCCAGCUGCCCAGGAGCCCAGCCAGGACUGGCCAUACUGCCACCGCACACGUGCACACACGCCAACAGGCACCUGCCAUGCUGGCAUCUCUAUAAGGGCUCCAGUCCAGAGACCCUGGGCCAUUGAACUUGCCCCUCAGGCAGAGGCUGAGUCCGCACAUCACCUCCAGGCCCUCAGAACACCUGCCCCGGCCCCACCAUGCUCAUGGCGUCCACCACUUCCGCUGUGCCUGGGCAUCCCUCUCUGCCCAGCCUGCCCAGCAACAGCAGCCAGGAGAGGCCACUGGACACCCGGGACCCGCUGCUAGCCCGGGCGGAGCUGGCGCUGCUCUCCAUAGUCUUUGUGGCUGUGGCCCUGAGCAAUGGCCUGGUGCUGGCGGCCCUAGCUCGGCGGGGCCGGCGGGGCCACUGGGCACCCAUACACGUCUUCAUUGGCCACUUGUGCCUGGCCGACCUGGCUGUGGCUCUGUUCCAAGUGCUGCCCCAGCUGGCCUGGAAGGCCACCGACCGCUUCCGUGGGCCAGAUGCCCUGUGUCGGGCCGUGAAGUAUCUGCAGAUGGUGGGCAUGUAUGCCUCCUCCUACAUGAUCCUGGCCAUGACGCUGGACCGCCACCGUGCCAUCUGCCGUCCCAUGCUGGCGUACCGCCAUGGAAGUGGGGCUCACUGGAACCGGCCGGUGCUAGUGGCUUGGGCCUUCUCGCUCCUUCUCAGCCUGCCCCAGCUCUUCAUCUUCGCCCAGCGCAACGUGGAAGGUGGCAGCGGGGUCACUGACUGCUGGGCCUGCUUUGCGGAGCCCUGGGGCCGUCGCACCUACGUCACCUGGAUUGCCCUGAUGGUGUUCGUGGCACCUACCCUGGGUAUCGCCGCCUGCCAGGUGCUCAUCUUCCGGGAGAUUCAUGCCAGUCUGGUGCCGGGGCCGUCAGAGAGGCCUGGGGGGCGCCGCAGGGGACGCCGGACAGGCAGCCCCGGUGAGGGAGCCCACGUGUCAGCAGCUGUGGCCAAGACUGUGAGGAUGACGCUAGUGAUUGUGGUCGUCUAUGUGCUGUGCUGGGCACCCUUCUUCCUGGUGCAGCUGUGGGCCGCGUGGGACCCGGAGGCACCUCUGGAAGGGGCGCCCUUCGUGCUGCUCAUGUUGCUGGCCAGCCUCAACAGCUGCACCAACCCCUGGAUCUAUGCAUCUUUCAGCAGCAGUGUCUCCUCAGAGCUGCGAAGCUUGCUCUGCUGUGCCCGGGGGCGCACCCCACCCAGCCUGGGUCCCCAAGACGAGUCCUGCACCACCGCCAGCUCCUCCCUGGCCAAGGACACUUCAUCGUGAGGAGCUGUUGGGUGUCUUGCCUCUAGAGGCUUUGAGAAGCUCAGCUGCCUUCCUGGGGCUGGUCCUGGGGGCCACUGGGAGGGGGACCCAUGGAGAAUUGGCCAGAGCCUGUGGCCCCGAGGCUGGGACAUUGUGUGGCCCUGGACAAGCCACAGCCCCUGCCUGGGUCUCCACAUCCCCAGCUGUAUGAGGAGAGCUUCAGGCCCCACGACUGUGGGGGCCCCUCAGGUCAGCUCACUGAGCUGGGUGUAGGAGGGGCUGCAGCAGAGGGCCGAGGAGUGGCAGGAAAGAGGGAGCAGGUGCCCCCAGGUGAGACAGCGGUCCCAGGGGCCCGAAAAGGAAGGACCAGGCUGGGGCCAGGGGACCUUCCUGUCUCCGCCUUUCUAAUCCCUCCCUCCUCAUUCUCUCCCUAAUAAAAAUUGGAGCUCAUUUUCCACA
Gorilla gorilla gorilla (western lowland gorilla) is the source of this 1826-nucleotide messenger RNA. It is a transcript of the gene AVPR2, whose product is annotated as arginine vasopressin receptor 2. NCBI's taxonomy places the organism in Eukaryota, Metazoa, Chordata, Mammalia, Primates, Hominidae. Gene Ontology annotation, molecular function: vasopressin receptor activity; peptide binding. The record is from RefSeq and is a predicted model, not a curated record. Gene Ontology annotation, cellular component: plasma membrane. Bases 273 to 1388 code for a protein of 371 amino acids. The transcript is spliced from 4 exons. Gene Ontology annotation, biological process: positive regulation of vasoconstriction; cellular response to hormone stimulus; regulation of systemic arterial blood pressure by vasopressin.